Amoebophrya sp. A120 is the source of this 3682-nucleotide messenger RNA. The record is from the annotation of a GenBank genome assembly. Lineage: Eukaryota; Dinophyceae; Syndiniales; Amoebophryaceae.
CAAUUGUGACCCCGUGCUUAAAUUCCGGUAGUCGAAGUACUUUGUAAAAAUUCGAUCGGCACGAGCCACGAUAUUAGUCAAGAAGUCAGACCAGAUCGCAGACGGGGAUGCAACAGCUACUUCUCUGUCUAGGCCGCGAAAUUGGGGCCGGAAACACGCCGCGCUUACAUUCCAAUCAACGAAAUCACAGCUGUGCAAAGUCGCGAAUAUACUAGAGCACGCGGUGCAGUUAUUGACGGUGGAAGAAGAACGAUGGAGAGCAGUGGUGUCCUCUCCUGAGAUGAUUGCGGACGACGAGGAACUUGUGCCUUUCUAUCUCUUCAUUGUGGACGAAAACGAAAACAAUGCAGAUGGAGAUGACAAACAGCAGCUACAAGAAGAAACAUCCUCAAAUAAACCCGGCUCCACCUGUUUGCCAAAAACGUCGGGAAAAAUCUCAGUCGGCACUUCCGGAUCUUCCUCCUCCUCGUCCUCUUUUGUUUCUCCAGGUGCAAGAACAUUACCGCCUUCCACCUCGCAAGGUAGAGAACAACCAUCGAUAAACACGACAAAGAUGCGGCAAACAAGCGGUUCUGGCCUCUGCGGCCUGGGGGACAGUCGGGCUUCCAGAGGGAAACAAGAGGGGAGCGGGAGUACGAAAGCAGUUUUCCUUCUCGAAGAGGCAGUUGCAAAAUCAAGACAUUUUUUCCUCCUGACUCGACUUAAUAGUGCCACAUCAGGUAUUAACAACUUUUUCGGCUAAGUGUGUUGGUCUCAGCUAGUGAAACUUGGACGCGGCCCUUGGGGUUUUAAAGGACACAGGUACAGUUUCAAUGCUCUCCAAUUUAUUCGCAACACUAAAUUUGUGAUAAAAACCUUAAAGACGAAUAAGGACGGUUGCCUCGUCAGCGCCGUUUGCAAUAGCUACAAGCAGUCACAAGCAUAACAGCUACACGACCCACACACAAAGCAAUACCAAAUCUAAAGCUUUAUUAUUUUCUUUCAGACAGUUGCCGUUGCGCUUGCAGCGUUCUUAUUCGAACCUUUUUGAUUUCAUUGUAAAAGUAUGGUCUUGUUUAACGAGCCGCACAACUAGUAGUACAGGAUUUACAGCAGUAGCAGCAGCGCUGGUUGGCGCAAAUCGAAAUAUUGAUCAGUUGUAGGCAACAAGUGGACAUCAGAUAAAUACAGACACAGACUCAGAGAGUAGUAGAUUUCACUUUUAGAAAUGCGCGUGGUGCUGCGCAGUGACUAUUAGUUAUUGUAGAAAUUCGAUCGACACGAGCCACGAUAUUAGUCAAGAUGGUUGUCCGAAGGUAGGACGGGCUCGUUGGCCCCUCGUGCGGCCUGCUGCCCUCCGUGCCUGCGCGCGCAACAGUGCAAGCGGCGCCCAUGCAUCCGGGCAAUUCGUAUUCCCUUGUCCCACCGGGCGGGCCGGCGCUGCGUGUGCCCCCCGCAUGUGCCCGGCAAGGUCGGGGGGCGGCCCAUCGAACGGGCGGGAAAGGCCUGCGCCACGCGCUUCAUCGCUCGGCCGGCCAAAUCUACGAAACUACGGUGGCGCACCACCGCGACGCCGCGCAGGCCUGCGAAACGCGGCCGGGCCACAAACGUAAAGCCAGGGAAAACGCAGGGGCCGCACUGCUAAAGUGGGGGGGCCCGGGCGGGGCCCCUCGUGAGGCUGCAGAAAUGAAAACAAGCGCGCGCCCCGGCAAUCGGGGCUGCCCAGUGAUUGGGCGGCCCCUUUCAAACCAAGCCGCCGCAGCAUCUUUAAAAGCCGGGCAACUCGGGGCCCUUAGUCCCAAGCUGCAUACGGUCGGCCCCUGGCAGCGGGCAGACACCUGCCUCGGAUUGGUCGGCCCCCCUCUCCAGCAAACCCGCUGCUGCGCAGCUGCUUGCCGGCCGUUGCAAUUCAGAUGUCGUCGGGCGCACCCGGCGACGCCACCUCAUCCUGCGCACGGACAGGCUCGGGGGCGUGGCGCGUGCCUGUUGCAACCAAACCCGGCAAGCUGCUAGGCCACCACGCUGCGCAGCGCAUCGACCGAAACUUUGGCCGCGCUGGCAGCACGCACUGGGUUGCGGCCAUGGCUCUCGACGUAAUAUCCGGAGGCGGCGCGGACGUUUCAUGCCUGUAGCCGAGCCCGGAACAUUGCGCUCCGUGUGUUUUGGCAUGUUGCUGGCCCCCGGGCUUCACCCGGCGCGGAUGGCGGAACUGUCCUGCAUUUUUUGCCCGCAGUGCGCUUGUGCCGCCCGUAAAAAUCCGACGGGGGAGUGCUCGAGGCGGGCUGGAAACGUGAUCGAUUCUGCUGCUCAUGCCGAGCAUGUGGCCGCGCCAUUUUUUGGCUCCUCCGGAAGCGCCAAAAAAGCCUUUUGCGCAAACGAUUUUAAAAACGUUUUUUGCGCUUUUUGUUCAAAAAAUUCGAAAAACGAAAAUGCGCGUUUUGUAUUUUGUUAGAGCAUACGAAACUUACUUUGUAAAAAUUCGAUCGACACGAGCCACGAUAUUAGUCAAGAAGAGAUGCUUGACCGGUAUGUCGUUUAUAUUAUUGCCUGUCGAUGCAAAAUGAUAUACGGUAGCUCGGUUGUGGAAGUAGGGUGCUUGUCCUACACUGCAGCUCUGCUCCUAGGAGAAUGAUGCCCCAAUAAAUUUGCCUACUCAGAACAACAGCAGCUACGGCAGCAUAACUUUUACGCAGCUCAUAUCGAUUGGGUUUUCCAAUUCGAAAGAAACAGCCCGAAAAUAAAUUGUAGGGAGCAGAUCAACAGAAGCGAUUGAGUAGUGUCUCGAUGAUGUUGGCAGCUCCUAUUGAUGGCAUCGACCGACAGCAACGUCCGCUAGUUCAACAGCAAGCAAAGACAGGAGAUGACAGGCGUGCUAUCGAAAUUUUUUUUCACACUUAUAUGAUAUGGCAACUACCACAACUGCGAUGGCGCAAGCACAUUAUGUAAAAAAUUGCGUCAUCAAUGUAGAUAUUGCAAUUGCAUGCCAAUUAAGCAUCAUCAAGUUGUCUCGUCUUGUGCCCGCUGUGGUCGCUUCAUCAGAAAAUUUCUGAGGCCCGGCAGAGCUCAUCAAGAUGAGGACGAAAUAAACUGGAAUAAUUAGUACGAAGUCUAGGUCUAUUUAUAUGAUUAAUGUUGCUCCGUUGCAAUUCAAUAUCACCUACCCGUUUCCGGUAUUAGUGGUCUCCAUUCUACCGAGGUAGCUCAUUAGUAAACAACAACACACUUCUAAAACAGGAACGGCAAGGAAUACUGUAUGCUUAAUGUUUCCAAAGCCGCACAACUAUAUAUUUAGCGGCCAUAGUCGAAAUUCAAACUCAUGAAAUAGGAUCAAUUUUAUGUGAUGGAAGUCAACAGCAUGAUAGCUGCUCGGUUUCGAGCAGAUGCUAAACAUGAAAUUAUCACCCUCAAAUUUGUGCAGUAUACCUCCAUGAUGACCUCAACCUCAAUGACCUAAUUAAAGCAACCUCUACCCGAUGACGCAUCAAGAUGUUCUUGUGUGGUUUUUUUGCUUAGUCAAAAUUUGAUGACCGCUAAAAAACCUCUACUCACAUCUACCCUUCUUGUCAGGAGCCUCAUGGACCGCUGGAGUUCCGUGCUCUCCAAUGUUGAUAUAAACGAAAUUCGAAUUAUAUUCCAGCCUUCUGAAGAUGCAGUUGCAUUGCUACCCCCGGUGCUUCAGGCCCCUGCAAUUGGAUGAACGAAA